GUUGUGCGCUCGUUGUUCUAGUCCAAGAAAUGCGCCGUCCACAAGGAAAAGAAAGACCCAGGGGUUAGGCUCGGAUAGGGAAGCUGUUGAAGCUGCAAUAGAAGUACUUGUGGUAGAUGAUGUGAGCUUCAGCUGUGAAAGGAUUCGAAACAUAACAAAAAUCCCAUCACAGCCCUGCGGUGUGCAUGUUAUCUCUGGGCAUUUAUUCGGCUUAUAUGUUUGUUCUGUGAGAAUAAUUGUUGUGUCUCAGUGUACAGUCAGUCUGACAAUCUGCUGAAAAAGUUCUGAUCUGUAGCGGAAGCUCGUCUAUAUCUGCAACCACACUUCAGGCAUCGUCAGAAACCAACGCCUGCCGAUGCAUUGGGAAUCUUCUCAUUAGAGAGUGACAGACACAAUUGAUUUGUGACUCUUUACACACCUUGACAGACAAUGGAGAGCACUCAGUUCCAUAGAGUCCUGGGGAUUCGUCCCUGUCAUGAGUAUUGCCGUGUGGUUUGGACCUUGAUAGCCUAUCCGAAUGUCGACUGAUCAGCCCCACGCUCGAAAUCGCAACACCCACAACACCCACCACACCCCGCGACGAAAUCAAGCCAGCUCGCAUGCCGUGGAUGCGGCCGAGCUAGAUCUCAAUUGCAACCGUGAUCCCAACCAGAACUCUCGUGAGCGCAAACCCUCGUACGUAGGGUUAUCUUGUGCCGUGAGUGGCUACAACAAUUAUAUUCGGUAUUCCUCACCGGAUGGAAGACGACUCACUCCUCCUGCUCAGAUCCCAGUCAGUUCCAACCCACAAACAUUGAAUUCAGUCACGAUGGUUCUUCAUCAAGAUGCCAGUUUGCGUCAGACCAAUGGCCGUUUGGCCGCCAAUGGAACCGAUGUUACCGAUCGAGCCUAUUUCCCCGCGUCGCACACGCGGAAGAUCACUCACAUGGGUGAAACCACGACCAUUGAGACCGUGACCAAGUUCUACACGUCGAAUCCCAGAAAAAACAAUCAUGGACCGCGAGAUGCCUCUCCCAAUGGUUCGGACUCUGGUGCGGAAUCCGGAGGCUCCCUAACCGGUCUCUCCACCCCGAAUAAUAAUGUGAAUAAUAACCACGUGAAUGGUGGAAAUCUGGUUCAGCGACAAAUCGAACGACUCUAUGGCGGCAAGAUCCAGUCGGUGCGUUGCCGCUCAAGUCCCGAGUCAGACACGCCAAGUGGCGACGAGACCAGCGGAGUGACAUCACCCAUCAACGGCGAGAACGACCGCAAGAGUUCGGGAGGCUUUUUCGCCAAACGUUUUGGCGUCUCCAAGCCCAGGAACACGUCGAAUCCCGCGUCCGGGGAACAGCAAUCCUUUCUGGAGGAGAAGGCCAGAAAUGGAUCCAAUCCCCUCGAGUUCAAACCCCUAAAAGUGCCUGCUGUGUUUGCACUCCUCCGUCCCGAGUUCAGGGAGCAGCUUAAGAGUAACAGCUGUCAAAUCCCCACAGAUCAAAUCACUCCCCCGAAGAAGCCUUCCCGUACGUCGACCGAGCGUAUCAUUCCCAUUCAGAGAGUGACCCCUUCCAAGGAGUCCACAACGCCCCGAGUCGUGACUCCGCAGAUCAAGGAGAAAACGUCAGAUCCUGUGGAAUCCUCGCCGACUAAUGGAUCAACUACUCAUUCGUCCAUCGGGAGAGUCAUCCCGAUUCAACGCGUGUCCAAGACCAAUCUGGAGAUUGAUCUGAGCAAAAAGCCGGCUCUUCCUACUAAGCCGCAAUCUUCACCCACACCCACCUCGAGGCCUUCUCUAAUUCAGAACGCUCCUGAGAUGCACAGUCCCACCUUGGUCUCCAAUUGUGUCAAGAACUCGCCUCUGAACUCACCGAUUGUGUCCAAAACCGAAGACGACAUCAAAGAGGACUUUAUCAGCGCUCGAAAGAAUCUUGAACGAGAUAUUCAAGAGGCCGAAAUCGAAGCCGAGAUUGAGGAAGAACCGUCGUGUCCUUCUUUGGACGAGAUCCCCGACUACGAUCACGACCAAUACGAGACCUUAGGUGGGGUAAAGGAACGCUCGUUCCUCGGCACUAUCAUUGAAGAAGACAAUGAGUCCACUGCUUCGGGUAGUCAGCUCAACCUAGCGGCCUCCAGAAAUGGAGGUCAUUCGCAAUCUGUGAUGAAUCAAACUCAUGAUGCACGUCCAAUCGAACCUGAGAUGAACCCUUUGGCUGGCAUCCCUCCCGAGGUCAAGGAUGGACAUUACUUCAUCAAGCUCUUGGAGAACGAAAUUUUCAAGUUUGAGGAGCAAGUUUGCGAAUUCGAAGAAGAUUUGAACAAUCCGUCUCUCUCAGAAGAUAUCCGGGAAAGCCUUUUGGCCGCCAUUGGCAAGGCCAAACUCUUAAUGGCGCAAAAGCUGGCUCAAUUCAAAGGACUCUGUAUCAAGAAUAUUACUGUCAAGAUCGAAGAGGACCCCUUCGUUCCUACUUUGGCCGAUUUGGCGGGAUUCUGGGAUAUGGUCUACAUUCAAGUUGAACACAUUCACGAACUAUUCGCUGAAUUGGCCAUUAUUCGAGAAAAUGGUUGGAAGCGACCCGAGAAUUUGGAAUCAGCCAUCAGUCCUCAUUCAAAUAGAACGACUCCCACUUCCACCAAUGGUACGCCCAAAGCCAAAGUUCGAAAGACACCCACUUCAGGGGGAAAAGCUAAGAAGUCGACUCAACAAUCGGAGGCGGCCAAGGCCCGGGAUGAAGCCCGGAAGAAGAUGUUGGAAGAGCGCAAAAAGCAGAUGAAGGCCAAGCAGAUGCAAAACCAAGAUGGGAAUCCAAAGAAUGGCGAGCUUUUCGUCCAAUUUUGAAAUCACUUAACGGGAUGUUCUGGACGCUUUUUGAAAGCACGUGUAACCGGCUAGAAGACAAAUAUUUUUGUAUACAUUACGUACCCAGGAAGCUGUUAAUCCUAUGCAACUUGAAAGCUGACCCCGCUACCCAUUAUCAAGAGAUACCAUAGAUAAUAUUUAAAGUAACUAACGGGGGACCAACGCACCAUUUGACUCCUACUCCCUCCCUCAGCCCACACCCACGCCCACCUUGUCUCUAACUCCUCUCUAGCUUACACUGUUUUGUUCCAAUGCACCAAGUCGUGCUUUGAAUAUGGCACAGAAAGCUUCCAGCUUCAAAUUUGUUCGUUACAUCUAUGAAUGAUAAUAAAUGAUAAAGGUCUGCUA
Molecule: messenger RNA, 3181 nt
Organism: Tigriopus californicus
Lineage: Eukaryota; Metazoa; Arthropoda; Copepoda; Harpacticoida; Harpacticidae
Product: disks large-associated protein 4-like
Exons: 6
Coding region: 518-2812 (764 amino acids)
Biological process (GO): signaling
Cellular component (GO): postsynaptic specialization; glutamatergic synapse
Molecular function (GO): molecular adaptor activity
Source: RefSeq, a predicted model, not a curated record